Messenger RNA from Drosophila busckii, 10297 nucleotides. It is a transcript of the gene Vps13, whose product is annotated as vacuolar protein sorting-associated protein 13. The coding region runs from base 226 to 10167 and encodes 3313 amino acids. The transcript is spliced from 25 exons. Gene Ontology annotation, cellular component: extrinsic component of membrane. The record is from RefSeq and is a predicted model, not a curated record. NCBI's taxonomy places the organism in Eukaryota, Metazoa, Arthropoda, Insecta, Diptera, Drosophilidae. Gene Ontology annotation, biological process: protein retention in Golgi apparatus; protein targeting to vacuole.
UAAUAUUUAGAAAAGGCAAAAAUUAAACAAGAGUGUUUAACAAACAAACCGCCAUCGGCGUGUGGCAUCACUUUUUGUUAAAACAAUAACAAAUACAACGAAAAAUCAAUAAGGCAGCGGCUGUUACAGUUAAACAGCUGCUCACUCCUUUUGUAGUUCCAACGAAUUACGAAUACAAAAAGCAACGAAAACGGAGCAGACCAGCAGGAAUACAAGUGAAGCAGCAUGGUCUUCGAGGCCGUGGUUACCGAUGUGCUUAACAAGGUGCUCGGUGACUACAUUGAGAACUUGGAUCACAAACAAUUGAAAAUUGGCAUCUGGGGAGGCGAUGUGGUAUUGAAGGAUCUAAAGAUACGAGAAAAUGCGUUGGAUGACUUGGACCUGCCCGUACAACUAAUCUACGGUUACUUGGGCAAGUUGGUGUUGAAAAUACCCUGGAAGAAUCUUUAUAGCCAGCCGGUGAUAGUAGAUCUAGAGGAUCUCUAUGUGCUGGUCUCGCCCAACAAUAACGUACAGUACAAUGCCGACAAGGAGGCCAAGUAUGAGCUGGACGCCAAGCAAGUGGCGUUAAAUGCUUUGGAAGCAGCACGCAAAAAGGAACUAGAGAAAGAUCAACCUAAAGCCGAUGCUGGUUUCGCUGAGAAACUCACUGCCCAAAUUGUUAACAACCUGCAAGUGCGAAUCAGCAAUGUUCAUGUGCGCUAUGAGGACAGCACGACCACGGGCACAGCCUUCGCCUUUGGCUUGUCGCUACACGAGCUGGAGCUCUAUACGACUGACCAGUUCUGGGAGAAGUGUUACAUGUCGGAGCGCGCAGCUCAGGUGUUUAAAAUAGCGAAUCUCUCCUGCCUGUCGGCUUAUAUGAACUGCAAUACGCGCAUGUUCCUAACCCAAGGCAAGGAACACUUUUCGGAAUUAUUUAAGGAGAACAUAGCACGCAAGGACUUUACGCCCCUGCGUUAUAAUUAUGUUUUGGGUCCCAUUUGCUGCAAUGCCAAGCUGAAGCUAAAUAUGAAUCCGGAGCUGGAUAGUCCGCCGUUCGAGAAACCAAAGAUUGAACUCAACAUGGAAAUGGAGACACUUAAUGUGGGCCUAACCAAUACGCAAUUUCAUAAUAUUAUGCAGCUGGGCGACUCUAUGAAUCGCAUGCAGUUGGGCCUGCCCUAUCGCAAAUAUCGUCCUUAUAAUAUACCUUACAAGGGCCACGCUAAGCAGUGGUGGAAAUUUGCCAUUACCGCUGUGCUGGAGCAUGAUAUUCGACGAGUGCAUCGCACCUGGACCUGGUCAUAUAUCAAGGAGCAUCGCGAGCGCUGCAAUACGUACGCUGAGAAAUACAAAGAACGCGAGCUGAGCAAGAAACCCCCCGCUUCGCUGCUGGCAGCCUGCACUUUGCUGGAAACCGAAUUGGAUCUGUUUAAUCUGCUGUUGAUACGACAACGUGUUAAUAUAGAGAUUGCCAAGCUGCGUGAGGCAGCGCCUGAAGAGAAACCGGGCUGGUUCAGUGGCUGGUGGGGCGGCGGCGGCGGCGCCAAGAAAGAGGAAGCCGGCAAUGAGCAAAAUUUUGCGCGCAAAUUCGAGGCUGCCAUGACGGCAGAGGAGAAAGCAAAGCUCUACAAUGCCAUUGGCUAUCAGGAGAAUGCGCAUCCGCAGGAUGUGCCCGAAAGCUACGAAGCCAUCAAGCUGCAUUUUAAGCUCAUCGCUUUGGACAUUGGUCUGUAUCAGGAGCUGGAGAUUGACAACAACGAUACGCGCAAAUCCUAUAACUAUCACGAUCUGCCAGCGAUAAUGCUGCUGAAGUUCAACAUGGCCACCGCUUCCAUCACACAGAGACCUGCCGCCGAAGCCAUAAGCGUAACUGCUGGCAUGAAGGAGCUCAAGCUGACGGGCAUGACGCGUGACAAUUAUACGCCGCUGCUGGUGGAGUCCAAGAUAACCGACGAGUUCAAUCUGCUGGAUAUAUUCUUUGAAACCAAUCCGCUGGAUAAGCAGUGUAAUCAACGCGUCAAGGUGGUGGCGCGUCCGCUGCAAAUAAUCUACGAUGCGGAGACUAUACUCUGUCUGCACAAGGUCUUCAAGCCGCCCACGAAUGUGAAUCUGUCCCACAUUGAGCAGACAGCGGCAUCCAGUCUGUACGGCAUCAAGGAGCGCUCGGCCACAGGCAUGCAGUACAUUAUCGAUCAGAAGUCUGUGCUGGAUGCGGACAUAUUGCUCAUGCCGAACAUAAUAGUGCUGCCACAUGGCGGCAUGUAUGUGCCUGGCGAGAAAUCACUGAUUGUACUCAGUCUGGGCGAGGUGCAUAUAACAACGCGGCCGCGUGAUCGCAUGGACUCCACUGUGACCGCUUUGCAUUCGCAGGGCGAGCGUCACGAAAGCAUUUUGGAGCGUGUUAUGGACAAUGCAUAUGAUAAGUUUGUGGUGGAGCUGAAUGACAUACAGCUGUUGGUCACGCGUCCCAAUGAGGACUGGCAGCAGGCACUGAGCAUGGCAGUGGCCACUGAAAUGCACGUGCUCCAACCCACGUCCAUGACGCUAAGCGCUGCGCUGUGUGUCGUAGAGAAAGAUCCACGUCUGCCCAACCUUAAGAUUGAUAUUCAAGUGCCUGCAGUGAAGAUCAACGUUACCGAGGCGCGCAUUUUGGACGCCAUCAAAGUGGUCACCAGCAUACCGCUGCCUGAGGGCGAUACCAUAGAGCCACUGCCCAUGCUUGCGCGUUCCCAAAGCUCCAUUUCCAACUUCAUUAAUCGCGAGAUUAAGAAACGCAAUGCGCCUGUGGCGUCGCUCAAUGUGCGAGGGGUCGGCGAGCAGGAGAUUGUGCAGUAUACCAAUGUGCAGGUGGACUUUGCGCUGCAGGAAAUCUGCCUGACCCUCUAUCAGUCCAACAAACUGUGCGAGGUCAGCAGCUCCUCCGAAUCCACGGCUUUCAAUACACCAGAGCAGGAAAUGGCCGACCAGUCGGCGCUUAUAGAACCAGAGCAGCAGCAGAGCAGCAGCAACAGCAACUCGCAGCUAUGGGGCAGCACCUUGGGCUCGCAGCGCAUACUCUCAGUGCAAGUGCUAGCGCUGGAGGCGCAUCUGGCGCAGCGCACCUAUGAGACGGUGGCAUCUGUUCGAUUGGGCGGCAUUAAUGUCAAGCAGUACGACUGCAAGGCGUACGCAGAGCAAGUGCUGGACAUUAUAGAUACGCCAGGCUAUACACAGGAUCUGCAAUAUCUGUUAACCAUCUCGUAUACGCUGGCGGAUAAAAUCUCACCCGAGUUCAAUACCAAGUACAAUUCCACGGAGCAACUGUUGGUUGUUAACUUUCAAGUCUUGGACAUAGUGCUGCAUCAGGAGUGCCUGCAGACUCUGCUGGCUUUGGCCAACAAUUUCCAGCAAAGGCUGGACGAGAUUGUCAAAACCAUUAGGCGUGGCACACACUUUGCCUCCGCUGGCGAUGGCGAUGGUCUUAGGCAUAGACUAAACGUCAUUCUGGAGGAAACCGAAAGCAUUAUAACGGCAACGCAGCCAGCGCGCAAGGCGCCCUCAGCCAAAUAUCGCGUGGUGGACAGCAUCAAAAUGCGAGUGGUCGCCAAUUUGAAUCAGGUUAAUCUGAAGCUAGAGACGCGUCGACGUCCGCUCGCCUCGCUGCAUGUUAAUAAUUUCAUCACCAAUGUAACGCUCAAGAGCUCAUACACCGAGGUCAACAUUGGGCUCAAGGACAUUAAUGUCAUCGAUCUGAAUGCCCGAACUAUACACCAUAAUAUCUUGAGCAUGGUGGGUCAGGAUGCCUUCAAUUGCCAGCUGGUGCUGUAUAACAAGGACGAAACGCAGGAUUACAAUUCGGAUGAUAUGAAGAUCACAGUGGACAUUGGCUGCAUGAAGAUUAUAUUCCUCAACUGGUUUGUCGCUGGCGUCUUGAACUUCCUGAACAAUUUCCAAGCGGCACGUCAAGCUAUAUCCGAUGCCAGCGCCGCAGCAGCGGAAAGCGCUCGCCAGAAUGCAUUGGAUGCAUAUGAAAAGGCCACGCGCAUGAAACUAAAUGUGCGCAUUAAGGCGCCCAUCAUUAUCAUACCCGUAGACUCGCUGAGCAACAAGGCUUUGUCACUGGAUUUGGGUCUGCUGGAGCUGAGCAACAGCACCACGGAGCAGCGUGUGCCGCACGCUACUGAGAUGGCUGUGAUGGAUGAAAUCAAGCUGCAACUGAAGGACGCCAAGCUAACCAAAGUUACCAUUUUAACUGACGAUGAGACUUCUUCAUUUGUAGAUGAAGUGGAUGCGGCCAUUGGUGUCAAGAGCUCGCUUAAUAUGAUGGAGCCCAUGAGCUUUACUCUAAGCGUUAAGCGUAAUCUUUCCAGCACUUGGUACCGCGACGUGCCCGAACUUGAUCUCUCGGGUCGUCUCAAGUCGAUUGAGCUAACGCUAUUCGCCAACGAUUAUGCACUGGUUAUGUCCAUACUGAAUCGUAAUCUGACUGAGGGUCAGGAUGAAUUCCCGCCAGAUAAAGAUUUCGAUGCAGCAAAGCCAGCAGCAGCCGCUGUGCCCUCGUCCACCAGCAUAGACUCACGCCCAUCGAGCCAUGCCGUCUCCAGCGAAGCCAAAGUCUAUGAGACGCUCAAGUUCAACUUCCAAUUCGAUGGCGUUAUUAUAAAUCUAAUGGAGGCGGAAAAUCAAGGCCUGGCACGCUUUGGCAUUUACUUCUUGUCCGUCAAGGGCACCAAAUUGAGCAACAAUACGCUGAGCACAUCCACAGUCUUGUGUAAUAUACAAUUGGAUGAUACGCGUCCAAAUACGAAGAGCCAAAUUCGUCAGUAUCUGAGCCGCAAGGAUUGGACGCAGCCCAAGUUCGAUACCGACGAGAUUAUAGAUGCGUGCUACAAUGAGCGCAAUUAUAUGGUGGAUGUUACGGCUAUAAUCAAAGAGAAUGAUAUAUUUGCUGAGGUGCGCGUAAAUGGCUUUGAGCUGAUUGUCUGCAUUGAUUUCCUAUUGAAGCUCAGCAAAUUCUUGGCUUUACCACCCGAUAUGGAAUCUCCCAAGUCGGCACAUCGUCAAACUGUGUUGGAUGCGCCUGUGGCCGCAGCACGCCACACAAUAACAUCCACUAAUGAAGCAGCUGCCAGCAGUGUGACCAAGAAAAUGAAUCUUAUACUGCAUAUUGAAGAGCCCGAUCUUAUACUGGUCGAAAGUCUGGAUGAUCUAAACACCAAUUGCAUUAUAUUCAACGCACAAGCGCAUCUCAACUAUCGCUCCAUCAACGAGAAGCAAAUCAUCAAUGGCGAAGUAAACGCGUUGAAGAUGUACAUGUGCUCCUUUUUGCCAGAGCGUCGCGAGCAAACGCGUCAUUAUAUACUGCUGCCUUGUGUCAUUAGCCUGCAGGGCUCCACGCCCGAGGAGGAGGGACUGCAUUUGAGCCUGAAGCUCAGUGAUAUUAUUAUAAAUGUCUCACCUGCCACCAUAGAGCUGCUGAACAAGGCAAUGGUGAGCGUUACCAGUGGCGUGGCCGAAAAGGUUGCCAUUGAUAGCGCCACAGUGGAUUAUUCGGAGCUUUGGUAUCCACAAGCGUACAACUCACGCUCAUAUUGGUUUACCAAAGUGGAGAAGGGCACUGAUGCGCUGCAGCUUGUGUCCUCCGACAUGCGCUUCGAAGGCAGACAAAAGACGGAAAAGUGCGUCAUUGAAGUGCCUGGCAUAACGCUGGUCAUUGAAACGGGCGUGGGCUACUACACUAAGCCGCUUAUAUCGCUGGACACGCGCAUUACAGCUGUGUUCAAUAACUGGAGUCGCAACCUCAGCGCACAUGGCUCACUGACGCUCAAUAUGAACUAUUACAAUCAAGUGCUGGCCGAGUGGGAGCCCAUUAUUGAGCUGAAUGAGGUUGUCGGACGCAAUGGCAUUAUCGAGUAUACGCCCUGGGAGCUUAAGUUUGAUCUGGAGCUGGAAAAGGUGGAGAGCGAGCUGGAUGACGAGGAAGACAGUUUGGCCACCAGCAUACGCAUACAUUCCGAAGAGAAUCUGGAGAUAACCUUUAGCAAAACUUGCAACAAUCUGCUGCGCGAACUAGGCGAAGCCUUCUCUCAAGCUAUAGACGAGAAGGGCAUGACCAAACCGGAUGUAGUCGCACCGUAUGUGGUUGAGAACGAUACAGGCUUUGAGAUAACAUUGGAUCUGCGACGCGGCUUGUUCACGCUGCAUGAAGCACAUCGCGGUGGACAGAACGUUCUGAAUGCUUCGCUGGUGUUGCAUUCAAUUAGCGGCAUGGGACAUCUGGUAGAUCCGACGGAUAUACAAACCUGCAGCAUAUCGCCAGGUGGUCGUGCCUACUUGCAGACGAAAGAUCUAAGCACUGUGCCCGCAGACGAAGCUGAGGACUAUAAUCUAUAUGUGCAGAUUGGCGACAUUAGGAAGGGUGUUGUGCUGCCUGUGUCCAAGGCCGACAAACGUUACUUCCCGCUAAUGCGUAGCACAACUCAAGACCCUUGGGGCAUUAUAUCCGAAGUUAAGCUCGAAUAUGGCACCACCAAAAUCAACAUUCAUGGCGUUGUUAGCGUCUACAAUCAUUUCACCACGCCCAUUAAGCUGUAUCGUCGCCGCAGCACGGACAACUCCGAGGUGUACAUAGGUCAGGCGCUGCCAGGCAAAUUGUUUCACAUGCCGUUGCAUGCCAUCUACGCCACUGCCAAGGAGCUCUACUUCUCAGUGCAGGGCUACAGGAUCUCAGUGCAGGGUGUCUGCUGGAAUGCCAAUCCCUCAGAUCUCGACUACGCGCAGCAGGUGCAAUGCGAUCCCAUAGACACCUUUGAGUCGCUCUAUAUCAAUACCUCGCGCCAGCGCCAGGAUGUCUACUAUGAACACAGCAUGAAGUACAAGCUGCUGAGCGUGCAGUUCAUUAUACAUCUGCGUCCGCCGCUUUAUUUGCGCAAUGCGCUGCCCAUUGACAUACAAGUGUCUGUGGCUGGCUGCUCGGGACAGCAGGAUACACAGCAGCUGGAUGCGCUGCCACUGAGCCACUUUAACUCUGGCAAUGAGGACUUUUUGGACUACGGCGAAAAGGAGGUGUCGCCGGGGCACUUGCUGCAUUUACCAACGGUGCGAAUUACGCAAAAGGAUAAGACCAACAAAAGUUUCCUGGUGGUGCGCCUGCUGCAAUAUUUGGAAAAAGAUUGGUCACAUGCCACUGAGAUUGCCGAGUGCGACUGCGAGAUAUCUGUGUGGACUUUUGCCUCUUAUGAUUCCGCUGUCAAAAUGGAAAUGGAUCUCUAUGUGCGCUCGGAGAAUCGCUAUGGCAGUUUGGUGCUCACGCUGUACAGUCCCUUCUGGAUGAUCAACAAAACAGGCCUCAUGCUGACCUACAAGACGGACAUCUCCUCCGUGGAAGUUCUAUACCAUCCGCCAGAGUACUCUGGCCCCAUACUGUUCACCUUCCGCGACAAGUUCUUCUUUGACAAAAAGAAAGCCGCCAUACGCAUAGACAAUGGCGAGUGGAGCGAGAAGAUUCCACUCGAUGUGGCCGGCUCCAUAGGCAAUGUCACAUGCCAAUCCAAUGGGCAAAGCUAUCAAAUCGGCGUGCACAAUCAUUUGACGCAAAAUUCGCUUAGCAAGCAAAUUACCUUCAUACCCUUCUACAUAGUGCGCAACAAGUGCAGCUUUAACAUUGAGCUGCAGGAGCAGAAGCGUCCGGGCGAUCCCUGGCUGCUGCUGCAGCCGCAGCAGUGCGAGCCGCUGUGGCCCAAGCACGACUCCUCGCACAAACUGCUGGUGCGUGUGGAUGACAGGCUCACGCCCGCCUUUGACUACACCGAAGUCACUUGCACGCUGCUCAUACUUAACCAUUGUCGCUAUGGCGGCGUCAAUGUCGAUGUGCAGACCACUGAGGGCGGCGUUUACAUUACGUUCACCGAGUACCAGGAGGCAGAUGCGCCUGGCCUGCUAAUCAAUCACACGCGCAAGGAUAUUAUUUACUAUGAGAAGCACACAAAGAACGAGCAAGUGCUGAAGCCCAAGCAGCGUGUGCUCUUCGCCUGGAGCGAUCCAACGGGCUCUAGGAUUUUAGUGUUUGGCAAGGACAAGCAGGAAACUGAUUUGCGACGCGAUGCAGUAGAGGAUCUGACCAUGCAAGAUGGCAGCAAGGCCUAUUGGGUGUCGUUCUUGGAUGGUCUGCAGCGCGUGCUGCUGUUUACCGAGCUGGAGUCCAUAGCCAAGCGCACUGGCACCACCGCAGCGCUGCAGAAGAUUACACAAAGCAUCGAUUUGCAUAUACACGGCAUUGGUCUGUCCGUGGUGAACAAUGAAACAGGCUUGGAUAUACUCUAUCUGGGCGUUACCAGCUCCGGCAUUAUAUGGGAAUCGCGCAAGCCGAAUAAGAAGCGCUUCAAGGAGCUGACCAUCUAUCACACUGAGCUCAUAGAGGCGGAAUAUCAGCGCUAUUUGGUGAACAAAUCUGUAAACAAUUUGCAAAGCUACAAGCUGGACAACAAGUAUCCUCUAAACUUCGACAACAUGGUCAUGGUGAAGGCCUGCGAGCGCAAGCUGCGUCGCAACUUCUAUCCUGCCAUUUGGAUAUCGAAAAGAUCGUCGCCUUUCCAAAAUCAGCUGCAUGUGAAAAUCAAUCGCAUACAGGUGGACAAUCAGUUUAUGGAUCCCAUAUUCCCAGUGGUGCUGGCGCCCAUUGCACCGCCCAAGAGUGUGGCCACCAGCACAACGCUCAAGCCCUUCAUUGAGUGCAGCGUGGUGCAGCGCGUCAUGCCCAACUCCAAUGUGAAGCAGUUCAAAUACGCCACCAUACUCAUACAGGAGUUCCACUUCAAGGUGGACAUACUGUUUCUAACGGCCAUUGCGGAAAUGUUUGCCAGCACCGUGAGCACGAACCAGGCUGCCAAGCUGUUCCGCACUGAUGUGGAGUCCAUACAGCUGCCGCUUUCAACAUUCUUCGAGCAGCAUUCGCAGCAGGAGCAGAAGCACUUCUAUGAUAAUUUGCAUUUGGGUCCGUUGAAGAUACACGUGAGCUUCUCCAUGGCGGGUUCGGACACCACAGCGCUGCCUGGUUUUCUGGGACCGCUGGCGCAAGGCGUGGGCGUCACUUUGACAGAUGUGAAUGACGUGGUCUUCCGCUUAGCUUUCUUUGAGCGACAGUAUCAGUUCUUUACGCAACCGCAGCUCAUCUCGGAGGUUACCUCACACUACACGGGACAAGCGCUAAAGCAGCUUUAUGUGCUGGUGCUCGGUCUGGAUGUGCUGGGCAAUCCGUAUGGUCUUGUGGUGGGACUUAAGAAGGGCGUGGAGGACUUGUUCUACGAGCCGUUCCAGGGCGCUAUUCAAGGUCCUGGCGAAUUCGCCGAAGGUCUCAUGCUGGGCGUCAAAUCUCUGUUUGGGCACACUGUUGGUGGCGCAGCGGGCGCCAUGUCCAAAAUCACUGGCGCCAUGGGUAAGGGCUUGGCUGCCUUGACCUUCGAUGAUGACUAUCAACGCAAGCGGCGCCAAGGCAUGCACAACAAGCCUAAGAACUUCCAUGAAGGCUUGGCACGCAGCGGCAAGGGCUUGGUUAUGGGCUUUGUGGAUGGCGUUACUGGCGUGGUUACCAAACCGGUGAGCGGCGCACGCGAACAAGGCGUUGAAGGCUUCUUCAAGGGUCUGGGCAAGGGCGCUGUGGGUCUGGUGGCUCGUCCCACUGCAGGCAUGGUGGACUUUGCUAGCGGCAGCUUUGAGGCUGUUAAGCGCGCCACCGAAUCUGGCGAGGAUGCCAAGCGUAUGCGCCCACCACGUUUCCAGCAUUACGAUCAUGUGCUGCGUCCUUACUGUCAUACCGAGGCUAUGGGCAACAAGAUGUUGAAAGAACUGGAUAAAGGCAAAUAUGGCUGCACCGAUAGCUUUGUGCACGUGGAGGAAAUCAUACAAAAGUCGGAGUUUCUGCUGGUCACCAAUUACCGCUUGAUCUAUGUGCAACGCAACGAAAUGUUUGGCGUCUGGACGUCCCUUUGGUCAUAUCAAUGGUUGGAAAUAAAGGAUAUCACGUCCAACUCACGCGGCGUGCAGUUUACGCUACGACACGAGCCCAAGAAAGUGCUGGGCCUGUUCUCAUCCAGUGAAUCGCCAAGCAAACUGGUCGUCGUGGCCGAUGAGCGCAAGCGCUUAGCCCUGCUGGAUAUUAUGGAAUCUCAGCGCACGGAAGACACGCGCAUUACUAAAGUUCAAUAAAACUAGUGACGUGUCCUCCACCUCCGCAUGCGACUAACUCCUUUUUUACAUAGUUUUAUGUAUAUGUAUAUUAUUAACAGAGCGCUACUACUACUGUUUCUUUUGAUAUUAAACACAAAUUUUAUGUCAA